Acaulospora morrowiae is the source of this 8736-nucleotide messenger RNA. NCBI's taxonomy places the organism in Eukaryota, Fungi, Glomeromycota, Glomeromycetes, Diversisporales, Acaulosporaceae. The record is from the annotation of a GenBank genome assembly.
AUGUCUGAAAGCGGUGAAUCUUCAUCUUUUCAAGUUCAAGGAGGUUAUGCAUAUUCUGAUCAACAACAACAACCCUUUGCUUACCAAUAUUACCAGUUUAACAGCGCACCAAAUCAAUACAACGCCAAUCAUUUCGGUAACACUCAAUCUUCGACAGAAACGUCAGCAGAAAAGUUAGAUGAAAGGGCACGAAAAUGGCAACAGAUGCAAUCAAAACGUUAUGGGGAGAAGAGGAAGUUUGGAUUCAUUGAACACGAGAAGGCAGACAUGCCACCAGAACACAUUAGAAAAAUUAUUAAAGAUCAUGGGGAUAUGUCCAGCAAAAAGUAUCGACACGACAAGAGAAUAUAUCUUGGUGCUUUGAAAUAUGUUCCACAUGCAGUAUUAAAAUUGCUGGAGAAUAUGCCAAUGCCUUGGGAGCAGGUUCGCGAAGUACCUGUUCUAUACCAUAUAACGGGUGCAAUAACAUUCGUUAAUGAAAUUCCUUGGGUUAUUGAGCCAGUAUAUAUAGCACAAUGGGGUACUAUGUGGAUAAUGAUGCGUCGGGAAAAACGAGAUAGGCGACAUUUCAAGCGUAUGCGUUUUCCUCCUUUUGACGAUGAGGAGCCUCCGUUGGAUUAUGGUGAUAACAUUUUAGAUGUCGAGCCAUUAGAAGCAAUUCAAAUGGAAUUAGAAGAAGACGAGGACGGUCCCGUUUACGAGUGGUUUUAUGAUCAUCGUCCUUUACUGGAUACAAAAUAUGUUAAUGGGCCAACGUACCGACGUUGGAAAUUAGAUUUGCCAAUUAUGUCUGUUCUAUAUCGGCUGGCACAUCAAUUACUUUCAGAUCUCACUGAUCAAAAUUAUUUCUACUUAUUUGAUAUUAAAUCUUUUUUUACCGCCAAGGCCCUUAAUGUUGCAAUUCCUGGUGGCCCAAAAUUCGAACCAUUAUAUAGAGAUAUGGAUACAGCUGAUGAUGACUGGAAUGAAUUUAAUGACAUAAACAAGAUUAUUAUUCGUCAACCCAUUCGAACGGAAUAUAAGAUUGCGUUUCCAUUUCUUUACAACUCUCUCCCACGGUCGGUUCAUGUAUCAUGGUACCAUGAGCCAACGGUUGUUUACAUUCGCGCCGAAGACCCAGACUUACCUGCAUUUUAUUUCGAUCCUAUCAUCAAUCCGAUUUCAUCGCGCAAUAUAAAUCUUCAGAAUUCAAUUUCACAUGAAGAUCAAAUAUUUGGGGACGGAGAAGUUGAUGAAGAGUUUACACUUCCAGAAAAGGUUAAUCCAUUUUUGGAAGACGUACCACUCUAUACGGAAACCACGGCUGAUGGAAUUGCACUUUGGUGGGCGCCUCAUCCUUUUAACAAGCGCAGUGGACGAAUGCGUCGUGCAGAAGAUAUACCUUUAGUGAAAAAUUGGUAUCUUGAGCAUUGCCCCCCAGGGCAGCCAGUAAAAGUCCGAGUGUCCUAUCAAAAACUCAUUAAGUGCUAUGUUCUGAAUGCUUUGAAACAUCGACCACCAAAGGCAUUGAAUAAGAAAUACUUGUUCCGUCAGCUUAAAUCUACAAAGUUUUUCCAAACAACAGAGUUGGACUGGGUUGAAGCAGGAUUGCAAGUUUGCCGUCAAGGCUAUAACAUGCUCAACCUUCUGAUUCAUCGAAAGAAUCUCAAUUACCUACAUUUGGAUUAUAACUUCAACUUAAAACCUGUUAAAACCCUUACUACUAAGGAACGUAAAAAAUCACGAUUCGGAAAUGCAUUCCAUUUGUGUCGUGAAAUUUUACGCUUGACAAAAUUGGUGGUUGAUUCGCACGUGCAAUAUCGAUUAGGAAACGUCGACGCGUUUCAAUUGGCUGACGGUCUCCAGUAUAUUUUUUCGCAUGUCGGGCAAUUAACUGGAAUGUAUCGAUACAAAUAUCGACUUAUGAGGCAGAUACGACUUUGUUUUUCUGCCGAUCAGAAGAUAAUGAUGAGUGACGGCACCUUUAAAAAAGCAAAGGACAUUACUAUUGGAGACAAAGUCAUGGGCGAUGAUAAUCAAUCACGUAAAGUUAUCUCGCUUUCAAGAGGUCAUGGUGCAAUGUAUCGCGUUUAUUGUGAUUAUGGAAAUACUAGCAAUAAUUUAUUGAACGAUGAGUUUGUCUGCAAUGGUCCUCAUCUUCUUGUACUCAGGGCGAAGCUGCACCCCUGGAAAGAAAUCAAACAAAAUAUGCGCUCAUAUUUUGUAUAUCACAUGAAAAUUGAUUCCUAUGAUACAGAGCUUGGUAUAAAAAUUCCGACUAUGGCUACCACCAAAUUCUCUUGGAAUAUUAACGUCUACAAUUCUCACGAAGAAGCGUACAAUAAGGCAAAGGAGUUUUUACAAGAUUUGGAAAGCAAAGGAUACGAAGGAUGUAUAUGUUCUCACCCGAAUGCUAAACGAUGGUCAAUCCAACUUUCACGAAAACCACCAAACGCAAAAAAUUUAGAACAAGAUUCGUUAAGUUUUUACUGGGAACGACCGGUGAGGAAAGAAAAAAAUUGCACCCAGGAAGAGGCUGAAAUGGAAGCUUCCAAAUUUGCAGAUGAACAGCUUGAGAUCAUUAAAAAUUAUAUUUGGGAAGUUUCUGUUGAGAAUUUCCUUCGAUAUCAAGAAAGGUAUCCUAACACAGCUCGCUGCAUGAGAAUGUACCGAUGUUCUAUACCAAUAUUUCCUGAUUCCAGUGAUCUCGAAAUAAAAUCUCUUAUUGAUGAGACUUGUGAUGAAUUUGGCCUUGGUGAAAAAAUUUCCGAAAGCGAAUUUGCUUGGUUGCUUGGAGCAUGGCUUGGAAGCGGCCUUUCAAAUGCACCAAUAUUUUCCGCUCACACUGAGAAUUCACAUGGAAUGAUUACUAAAAUACGAGAAAUUUCCAGAAAAUUACUACUCAAACCUGUCAUGUAUUCUGUCGGAAAAUCAUGUAAGAUAUUGCUCUCGGCAAAUACUGAUCAUGACACAACUCGAUAUAAUGCGUUUGGGGAUCUUAUCGUGAAUGAGGACGAGUGGAUCUUAGAGUUAAGCAAUAACGACCGAAAUAUCUUUAGUUUCAUGUUAAAUCGGUUGGGUAUAUAUAACGAAAGGAAUUUAUUUAAUGACAACCUAAUCGGGAAGUUGACCAACCAAUCAGAAGAGUUUCGCCUUAAUCUUCUGGCUGGUCUUGUCGAUACGGACGGAAGUAUAUACAAUUACAAACCCGAUCGCUGUUGCUAUAAGUUUUCACAAAACUUGGAUGCACAUAUUACUUUACUCUGUCGUAACGUUGCACGCUCUUUGGGAAUAAAGGUUGUCUUGCGCGCAUAUGAAGAAGAGGGGUUGUUUGACAACGGAGUUAGAGUCACGAAGUCUUUUUAUGUGUGUAUAAGUGGACCAAAGGUGAAGGAGAUACCUAUCACAAUAGAUCAUAAACGGAUUCCUGAGAACAUUAGUUUCAAAGAUUUGGAUGGAAAAUUCAAAUUCAAAAUAGAACGUCUUCAAGAAGAUAAUUAUUACGGAUUUGCGGUUUCCGGGAAUAAUGAAAGAAUUUUGUUAGAUGAUUUUACAGUUUCACACAAUUGUAAGGAUCUCAAACAUCUUAUAUACUAUCGAUUUAACACUGGUCCCGUCGGAAAAGGUCCUGGCUGUGGAUUUUGGGCGCCGGGAUGGCGCGUUUGGCUCUUUUUCAUGAGAGGAAUUGUUCCCCUCUUAGAAAGAUGGCUUGGGAACUUGUUAGCUCGGCAUUUUGAAGGUCGUCAUUCUAAAGGGAUCGCAAAAACAGUAACCAAACAGCGUGUCGAAUCACAUUAUGAUCUUGAAUUACGCGCAGCGGUAAUGCAUGAUAUAUUGGAUAUGAUGCCGGAAGGUAUAAAAGCAAAUAAAUCAAAGACAAUAUUGCAACAUCUGAGUGAAGCAUGGAGAUGUUGGAAGGCAAAUGUUCCAUGGCAUAUAAUGGGAAUGCCGAAACCUAUAGAGAAUAUGAUUUUGAGAUAUGUCAAGAGCAAGGCUGAUUGGUGGACCAGUGUGGCACAUUAUAAUCGAGAAAGAAUCCGAAGAGGUGCCACAGUCGACAAGACGGUUUGUAAGAAAAAUCUUGGACGUUUGACUCGUUUAUGGUUAAAGGCGGAACAAGAACGUCAGCAUAAUUAUCUAAAAGAUGGACCAUAUAUUACUGCAGAGGAAGCUGUUGCCAUUUACACAUCUACUGUACAUUGGCUUGAGAGUCGUAAAUUCUCACCCAUUCCUUUCCCACCACUUUCUUAUAAGCAUGACACGAAAUUGCUGAUAUUGGCACUUGAAAGAUUAAAAGAAGCGUAUAGUGUUAAAGGACGUCUUAAUCAGAGUCAACGAGAAGAAUUGGGUCUGAUUGAACAAGCUUAUGACAAUCCCCACGAAGCUCUAAGUCGUAUAAAACGUCUUCUUUUAACCCAACGCGCAUUCAAAGAAGUUGGAAUAGAGUUCAUGGAUCUAUAUAGUCACUUGAUUCCAGUAUUUGAUGUCGAACCUCUUGAAAAAAUCACUGAUGCCUAUCUUGAUCAGUACCUUUGGUACGAAGGGACAAAAAGAAAUUUGUUCCCUGCAUGGAUUAAACCCUCUGACACCGAACCUCCACCACUUCUCGUUUAUAAAUUCUGCCAGGGUAUUAAUAAUUUAACAGAUGUCUGGGAAACAUCUGAAGGCGAAAUUAAUGUCAUGUUGGAGACCCAAUUCAGCAAGGUUUAUGAAAAAAUUGAUUUGACUUUGUUGAACAGGUUAUUACGGUUAAUUUUGGAUCAUAAUCUCGCAGAUUACAUGACGGCAAAAAACAACGUAGUCCUUAACUACAAGGAUAUGAAUCACGUGAAUGCAUAUGGUCUUAUUCGUGGUUUGCAAUUCGCUAGUUUUAUAUUCCAAUAUUACGGUCUCAUCCUUGAUCUCCUUCUGUUGGGUCUUCAACGAGCGUCGGAAAUGGCGGGUCCUCCUCAAAUGCCUAAUGAAUUUUUACAAUAUCGUGAUGUUGCUACAGAAACAAGACAUCCGAUCAGAUUAUAUUGCAGAUACAUUGACAAAAUUCAUAUAUUUUUCCGUUUCAACGCCGAGGAGGCCCGAGAUCUUAUACAACGUUAUCUUACAGAACAUCCUGAUCCAAACUCGGAAAAUAUAGUUGGAUAUAACAACAAAAAAUGCUGGCCACGAGAUUGUCGCAUGAGAUUAUUCAAGAGUGAUGUUAAUGCUGGAAGAGCUGUGUUCUGGGAUAUAAAGAAUAGAUUACCACGUUCACUUACCACAAUUGAAUGGGAAGAUACAUUCUGUAGCGUGUAUUCGAAAGACAACCCGAAUGUUCUAUUCUCCAUGUGUGGAUUUGAGGUUAGAAUUCUUCCAAAAAUCAGAAACUUAAACGAGGAAUUCACGCUUAAAGACGGAGUUUGGAAUUUGAUCAAUGAACAAACAAAAGAAAGGACAGCACAAGCCUUCCUUCGGGUAGAUGAAGAAUCCAUGAACAAAUUCCAUAAUCGUGUUAGACAAAUUUUAAUGGCCAGUGGAAGCACUACUUUCAGCAAAAUUAGUAAUAAAUGGAACACUUGUUUAAUUGGAUUGAUGUCUUAUUUCAGAGAGGCAGUCGUCCAUACCCGUGAAUUGUUGGACAUUAUCGUAAAAGCAGAAAAUAAAAUCCAAACUAGAAUCAAGAUCGGAUUAAAUUCCAAGAUGCCUUCCCGAUUUCCUCCCGUGGUAUUUUAUUGUCCAAAGGAGAUUGGCGGUUUGGGAAUGCUUUCGAUGGGACACGUUCUCAUUCCUCAAAGUGAUCUCAGAUGGAGCACUCAAACUGAGACAGGUAUAACUCAUUUCCGAUCGGGAAUGAGUCAUGAAGAAGAUCAACUGAUACCUAACCUCUUUAGAUAUCUUCAACCAUGGGAAUCAGAAUUCAUUGAUUCUCAACGUGUUUGGGCCGAAUAUGCCCUGAAAAGACAGGAAGCUAACGCUCAAAACCGGCGACUGACACUCGAGGAUUUAGAAGACUCAUGGGACAGAGGUUUACCACGAAUCAACACGUUGUUCUCAAAGGAUCGUCAUACUCUAGCUUAUGAUAAAGGCUGGCGUGUCAGAACUGAAUUUAAGAGCUAUCAGAUAUUGAAAAAUAAUCCGUUUUGGUGGACACAUUCUAGACACGAUGGUAAACUAUGGUGUCUGAAUAAUUAUCGAUCCGACAUGAUUCAAGCGUUAGGAGGAGUUGAAGGUAUUUUGGAACAUACCCUUUUCAAAGGAACCUACUUUUCUACGUGGGAAGGUCUCUUCUGGGAAAAAGCUUCUGGCUUUGAAGAAAGUAUGCGGUACAAGAAACUGACAAAUGCGCAACGUUCCGGUCUUAAUCAGAUUCCCAAUCGUCGAUUUACAUUGUGGUGGUCUCCCACGAUUAAUCGAGCCAAUGUAUAUGUGGGUUUCCAAGUCCAAUUAGAUCUUACAGGAAUAUUUAUGCACGGCAAAAUUCCGACCUUAAAGAUUUCACUGAUCCAAAUAUUCCGAGCCCAUUUAUGGCAAAAGAUUCACGAGAGUGUUAUCAUGGAUCUAUGUCAAGUGUUUGAUUCUGAACUUGAAAGCUUACAAAUUGAGACGGUGCAAAAAGAAUCUAUUCAUCCUAGGAAAUCAUACAAAAUGAACUCUUCAUGCGCUGAUAUUUUGCUGUUCGCCUCUUACAAAUGGAAUGUCUCGAAACCUUCACUCUUGAAUGAUAACAAAGAUGUAAUGGACGGAACAACAACGUCGCGAUGGUUUGUCGAUUGUCAAUUAAGAUGGGGUGAUUUUGACUCUCAUGAUAUAGAAAGAUAUACUAGAGCCAAAUUCUUGGAUUAUUCCACCGACAACAUGAGUAUUUACCCAUCACCAUUUGGUAUCAUGAUCGGUAUUGACCUCGCGUAUAAUUUGCACAGCGCAUAUGGUCACUGGAUUCCUGGCAUGAAACCAUUGAUUCAAUCGGCGAUGGCGAAAAUCAUGAAAGCCAAUCCAGCUCUAUACGUUUUGCGCGAACGUAUACGAAAAGGGUUACAAUUGUACAGUUCCGAACCCACUGAACCUUAUUUAUCGUCACAAAACUAUUCUGAACUAUUCUCUAAUCAAAUUAUUUGGUUCGUGGAUGACACAAAUGUCUAUCGUGUCACUAUUCAUAAAACUUUUGAAGGCAAUUUGACAACAAAACCUAUCAAUGGUGCCAUUUUCAUCUUUAAUCCAAGAACAGGUCAGCUGUUCUUGAAAAUUAUUCACACUUCCGUGUGGGCUGGUCAGAAACGUUUAGGACAAUUAGCCAAAUGGAAAACCGCGGAAGAAGUGGCUGCUCUGAUUCGUUCAUUGCCAAUUGAAGAACAACCCAAACAAAUUAUUGUAACCAGAAAAGGAAUGUUGGAUCCUCUAGAAGUACAUUUGCUUGAUUUCCCUAACAUUGUUAUCAAAGGUAGUGAAUUGCAAUUGCCAUUCCAAGCCUGUUUGAAAUUAGAGAAGUUUGGUGAUUUAAUCCUUAGGGCAACGGAACCUCAAAUGACGCUAUUCAAUUUAUUUGAUGACUGGCUGAAGACAAUAUCGUCGUACACCGCUUUUUCACGUCUGAUACUUAUUCUGCGUGCUCUACAUGUAAAUACGGACAAGACAAAGAUGAUUUUGAGACCAGAUAAGACAACCAUAACUGAACCGCAUCACAUUUGGCCAACAUUGACUGAUGAAGAAUGGAUUAAAGUAGAAGUUGCACUCAAAGAUUUAAUAUUGGCUGAUUAUGGUAAAAAGAACAAUGUCAAUGUCGCUUCACUUACCCAAUCGGAAAUUCGAGACAUCAUUCUUGGUAUGGAAAUCUCUGCACCAUCUCUUCAACGUCAACAAAUUGCGGAGAUUGAGAAGCAAACUAAGGAACAAAGUCAACUUACUGCUGUAACAACUAAAACUCAAAACGUGCACGGUGACGAAAUGUUGGUCGUGACCACAAGCAAUUAUGAGACCACGACUUUUGCGUCAAAAACCGAAUGGCGUGUACGAGCAAUAUCUUCAACGAACUUGCACCUUCGUACAAAUCACAUAUAUGUUAAUGCUGAAGACAUUAGAGAUACUGGAUAUACCUAUGUUCUUCCAAAGAAUCUAUUGAAACGAUUUAUUCAAAUUGCUGACUUAAGAACUCAAAUUGCUGCAUACAUAUACGGUGUUUCUCCUCGCGAUAAUGCCCAAGUCAAGGAAAUCAGGGCCUUGGUCAUGGUUCCUCAAUAUGGCACGCAUCAAACUGUUCAUUUACCAAACAUGUUGCCAGACCAUGAACAUCUUAGAGAUUAUGAACCGCUCGGACUUAUUGUUACACAACCGUUCGAGACCGCACAACUUUCACCCUCUAUAUUGUCUCUUCACGCCAAAAUUGUAGCCGAAAAUAAAAAUUGGGAUGGAGAUAAGACAGUCACAAUGACAGUGAGCUUCACUCCGGGAUCGUGUUCUCUUACCGCAUACAAACUCAAUCCCUCCGGAUUCGAGUGGGCGCGCAACAAUAAGGACACAUCGGUCAAUCCACCAGGUUACCUUCCCACGUUUGCCGACAAAGUUCAAAUGCUAUUGUCUGACCGAUUUAUGGGAUUUUUCAUGGUUCCUGAAAAUGAUAUUUGGAAUUACUCGUUUAUGGGUCCUUCUCAUAGUGCUAAUAUGCGUUAUAACAUAAAAUUGGACGUCCCUAAAGAAUUCUACCAUGAAUUGCAUAGGCCUCAGCAUUUCCUUAACUUUUCUGCAAUGGAAGAAGAAGUCGAAGCUGAUCGCGAAGAUGCAUUUGCUUAA